Molecule: messenger RNA, 2878 nt
Organism: Strongylocentrotus purpuratus (purple sea urchin)
Lineage: Eukaryota; Metazoa; Echinodermata; Echinoidea; Camarodonta; Strongylocentrotidae
Product: methyltransferase-like protein 27
Exons: 6
Coding region: 620-1273 (217 amino acids)
Source: RefSeq, a predicted model, not a curated record
AGAAGAGGAUAUAAAAUAAAUAGAGGGAGGGGAAAGAAAAGGAAAAGGAAGGGGGAUGAGUUGUACACGACACAUGUAGAUAAAUUGUUUACUGUCUAUCUGAAAGGUAAGUUUCGCAACGUGUCUGCGUCGGAUUCGCAGGUCCCCGCGAAGCGCGCGGACACGACUGACUCCACCCAACACCCGCCAGGAACAAUCGUAUCCCAUCAGGCAGAAUGCGAAUAGGCCAUUUUCGUAAUAUGUAACCAAAUUUAAUGCAUAAGUCUUUGUGAAGUGCCUCAAUACAAAUUAGUUUGCUUGAGCUCACAAGAAACUGUGUAUUUAGGCAUGUAUAAAAAAUUCCUGCUCCAUUGACCGAAUAGAGUACGUUGGCCUUGGGGGCAACUUUAGGGCUGUACGUCGCCACCCUCACACCGGAUAACCUUUUCGUGGUUGAAUGAUCUAUUAUUUGCGACGUGUUUUUAUGAUUUCGUCGGUACACGUAAUGAAAUUGAAUCAUAACUCUAAUCUCACAACUGCUCCAACAUUAACGGUUCAUCACUCGUGAGCGUAGUAGGACGUAUGGCCCUUCUGCAUUUCAACAAAUGAGCCAGCGAGAAAAAGUCUUUAACAGUUCAGAAUGGAUAUGACGUCAUCAAAUCACUGGGAUAAAAUCCAUGCAACUACUUCGGGCAAACUCAAGGGUCAGGCUCUUCAAACAGCAUAUAACAACUGGAGUCAGAAAUACAACCAGGACUAUGAAAAAGCGGCUUACAAUGGACCAAAAAUCGGAGCAAUGAAGAUGGCUGAGAUUAUCCAUGACAAACAUUGUCAGAUCCUGGAUGUAGGCUGCGGUACAGGGCAAGUGGGAGAACUGAUGGCCAAGCAUGGGUUUACCAACAUCCAUGGGGUGGAUUUUUCCGAGAAGAGCAUUGUAGUUGCCAGAGCAACCGGCUGUUAUAGCAGUGUUCGUUAUGCAGAUUUAUUGAAUGGCGGCAUACCCGACAAAGACAAUGAAUAUGAUGCGUUGGUAACAGUGGGAACAUUCGUACCGGGUCAUCUGAAUACACCAUGCUUUCAAGAGUUCACCCGAGUCGUUAAACCAGGCGGUCUGAUUGUGAUAGUAAUGCGAGAAGCAUACUUAUUUGAUUCACCAGAGUUUAACCAGCUCGACUCGGCCGUAGUAAAGUUGAGUAAGAACGGAACAUGGAGGUAUCUCAAAAGAGAAUGGGUCCCCAACUACAUUGGUGAUUUGCCUGGGAUAAUUUUCGUUUUACAAACUCCUGAAAUUUAAGGUCCGGUAUAGGCCUACAUCGAUAUCACCUCCUUUAAAUCACAAGAACUCCACGACUCUCCAUAAAUCAACGGAGGGGAAAUUCAGUGAUGUACUGUAACUAUAACAUCAUAAAACACAUUCAUUAUUAUCAUUCUCUUCCACCGUUGACAAAUUAUUUUAUUUCGCAAUAAUGGUUUGGUCUCAUCACAGAGACUCCAUGCCGUACUCUAAAGAGAUAGUAAUGUCGCCCUCUACACUGUUAGAACAAGUAUUAACAUUCAAGUUGGUUAAAAUUUUAAUCAACCACGGAUUACCAUUAUGAAUCACACAGCCUGUUGAUUAAUGUUUAAACUGUAGUUGAUUAAAAAAAUAAUCGUUUAUUGGUUUAAAAAAUGUGCUCAAUGUUGGUUAAAAUGGUGUUGAUUAAACUGUAACCCUUUGUUGAUUAAAACUUUAACCUUUUGUUGGUUAAUUAUGCUUUGUUCGGGGCUGAUUGGUUAAACUUACAUGGGUCGUUGGUUAAAAUUGUAACCAUUGUAGGUUAAUUCUGCUUUGAUUCCCACGUUGUUGGUUAAACUUUAGUGGGUUGUUGGUUACAGUUUUAACCACUGUUGGUUAAACUUACGGGGGUUUGGAGGUCUUAUCCUCGUGUUCGCAGGUAAUAAAUUGUUUUAAUAUGAUUAUCAUCAAUGCUAAGAUUGUAAGGAAGAAGUGAAAUAAGGUUCUUGCUCAAAUUAAAAACGUUUUGUGUCCCGGGCCCGUAGGUUGUAGCCCAACCAGUAUUCAGUAAGUAUAACGGACGACCUACCCAAAUUGCAUGCAUAUUAAAGACGCUUCACUUCAUGAUGACAUUUUAUUUUGUAUUUAAUUGUUUUAAACAAUUAGAUACAAUUAGAUUUAAAAAAACAAUAUAGUCAUUAUUCAUGCAUGCAAUUUGGGUAGGUGAUCCGUAAUACACUUCUCCUUCUUUGGGUCUGCCUCCUUCACAGUGUUGACGAUUCUUGCAGACUGAUGAGUGUGUAUGUGCUUACGAGAGCCAGGUGCAUGGUGCAAUGCUCACAUAAUGGUGCAAGUAAAAAGUUACUUACUGGUUGAGCUACGUACAGCCUAACGGGACACAAAUCGUUUUUGAUUUGAGCAAGAACCUUAUUUCACUUCUUCCUUACAAUCUUAGAAUUGAUGAUGAUAAUAUCAAAAUAAUUUCUUACCUGUAAACACGGAGAUAAGACCAUCCAAACCCCCAUUCCCUCAGCGUCCUCGCGACAACCUCCAUUGUAUUUGUUGAUUUUGUUGCACGCGUACAGCGUAUACUUUGCAUGUACUUGUAUGAAGUGUCGAGCGAUCGCUAGCUACGCGCUUCGAUAUCGUUCCGUUGGGUCACCUGACCAGUACUUUAAUCAACAUUGAUUAAACUUUAACCGGAAGGAGGCUAUCAUUACUGUCGGAAUUUUGUUUUAAUCCAUGCUGGGUUACAAUGUUUGCCAACAACUUAGACUUAACCAACAUAGUUUAAAAGGUAUAGUUUUGAUCAGGGACGUGAUAGAGAAGGACUGGAAUCAAGCCGCUCUCCUUUGACCCCAUGCUCCAAGCCGCCGAAAAGUUGUGCGCUAAUCUGCAACUGCU